Messenger RNA from Dromaius novaehollandiae (emu), 957 nucleotides. Its product is annotated as olfactory receptor 6B2-like. Lineage: Eukaryota; Metazoa; Chordata; Aves; Casuariiformes; Dromaiidae. Gene Ontology annotation, molecular function: odorant binding; olfactory receptor activity; G protein-coupled receptor activity. The transcript has a single exon. Bases 1 to 957 code for a protein of 318 amino acids. The record is from RefSeq and is a predicted model, not a curated record. Gene Ontology annotation, cellular component: membrane. Gene Ontology annotation, biological process: G protein-coupled receptor signaling pathway.
AUGGAGAAAGGUGAAUGGGAGAAUUGCACAUCACCAAUGGACUUUCUCCUGCUGGGAAUGGGCCAUGUCCUCAUACUCCAGACACCACUCUUCCUCCUCUCACUUAUGAUCUACUUGGUAACGAUGGUUGGGAAUAUCCUCAUAGUUGUGCUGGUGGUAGCAGACCAGCAUCUGCACACCCCCAUGUACUUCUUCCUGGGAAAUCUGUCCUCUUUGGAGACCUGCUACAGCUCCACCAUCUUGCCCCGACUGCUGGCCAGCUUCCUGACUGGGGACAGGACCAUCUCUGCUCACGGCUGUAUUACACAACUGCAUUUCUUUGGCUCUUUUGCAAUUAGUGAGUGCUACCUGCUGGCCAUGAUGUCCUAUGAUCGGUACUUGGCAAUAUGCCAGCCUCUGCUCUAUGCUAGCCUCAUGACCUGGAAGGUCUCUCUACAGCUGGCAGCAGCGUCUUGGCUAGUGGGAUUCCUUAUCACUACAUUAGUCACUUCUUUCUUAUCCCGUUUAAAUUUCUGUGGCCCCAAGGUUAUUGACCACUUCUUCUGUGAUUUUAUCCCAUUGCUGGAGCUUGCUUGCGAUGAUACCCGGGUAGUUACAAUAUUAAGUUUUAUCCUAUGUUUUCUUAAUCUAGUCUUCCCAUUCCUGUUCACCCUGGCCUCCUACGUGUGCAUCAUAGCUGCCAUCCUGAGGAUCCCGUCCAGUGUGGGCAGGCAGAAGGCCUUCUCCACCUGCUCCUCUCACCUCACUGUCGUCACUGUUUUCUAUGGCACCCUCAUCGUUGUCUACCUGAUACCCAGAACAGCCCCUCUGAGGCAGCUCAACAAAGUGUUCUCCUUUUUCUACACUGUCCUCACGCCCCUGGUCAAUCCUCUCAUCUACAGCCUGCGGAACAGGGAGGUCAGGGAAGCCCUGAAGAAAGCACUCGGGAAAGCUCUGGCUUGCACUCAGAGCUCAUAG